Molecule: messenger RNA, 2313 nt
Organism: Lindgomyces ingoldianus
Lineage: Eukaryota; Fungi; Ascomycota; Dothideomycetes; Pleosporales; Lindgomycetaceae
Exons: 1
Coding region: 1-2313 (770 amino acids)
Source: RefSeq, a predicted model, not a curated record
AUGGCUGAUGCCGCAGCACAAUCCGCCAACUCAAAUACUAUGCAGGACACUCUACCACUGGGCUCUGCUGCCUCGCAAGCUCGACGACGGCUCUCCCGAGCUGAAAGCCUCUCAAAGCAAUUAGGACAGGGCUUUGGGGGACUUGAUUGGGAAAACUUCCUUACUGAUGAGACUCUUAACUGGGACAACGAUACCCCUCUCGGGCCAUUUCAAUAUGAAGAUCCCCAACAUGCAAUUAUUGGUCACGGCCAGGACCCGUACUUUCUUGCAAUUCCUGAGAACACCGAUAUUAGGGGGUUUAUGAGAGAUGACUCGAGCUUUCUGCAGGCACACGAUCAUAGGGGAUCUAUUGGGAUGACCAAUCAGCCUUUCGUUGCUCUGCCUAACGCAGAUCUUGGAGCGUCUCUACUUGAGUAUCCAUUGGAUCUUCACCUUGUGGAUUCGAACUACCAAACCAAUGACUUCUAUAUGGGACACGAGAUUGUUCCGUAUGAAGCUGAUUCGCUUUUCAUUCCCAAGGAACAGCACACUAGGUCUCCCAUUAAGACUGUUGCCUCCGAGUAUCCAACUUCACGCCAGCGAGCUCGUUCUGGUUCGUAUGGUACUGCGGGAUCUGGGGUUUCUCGUAGGAAGGCUCGUACUAGCUCAUGUGAGUCUUCCCAAUGUUCGAUAUCCGUCCCAACACCAACUACUUCCCGUCGUACAUCAGUCUCCCUCACCAACCCCAGCGCCAAAUUGCGGGACUGGCAAGCGAUGAAGCACCGAGCAUCGGCAGCUGUUCGCUACAAGAUUGGUGAUCAGCCCAAGACGGACGAUGCACGACCAUGGAUCCGAGUCAAUGCCACCACUAAAGGGGACACAACCCGUACGAGCAAAAUCAACAACUACACCGCCAACUAUGAGGAGCGCCCGCAUCCGCUCGGCACCGGGUGGGAUGGCCCCAAACAUCGUUUCGACUACACCCCAGCCGGUGAGUUCAAAGAAAAGACGAUGUCUGCUCCCCAGAUUAAGGAGUUUAUUCUCCACUACCCUCGCGAUCAGAGGACCGCUAAGCUAAAGCUCUGGCUGCAGAAAGGCCCUACUGACUCUGCACGCCGGUAUAAGACUAACACAUGGUCUAAGUGUCGCUUCCGAAACUGCCCAGCUCAAGUUUAUCAGACAGGAACAAUACUUCACGGCCACUAUCGCAUCGCGUUCGACGAGAAGUGGCACCGUGACCGAGAAAACGCGGAUCCAUUCCUAACGACUGGAUAUGUUCAUCUAUACUGCAUGGAGCGCUUCCUGGAUUUCCCCGAAAUCUGUACGAAGGCUGAUGUGGAGGUUGACACUCGUUCCUUGACCAACGAACCCAAAGCGCAUUUUGCUGCUACACUUGCAGGUGCUCCUGAAUCAGGCAUUGGAAUUGCAUUCAUUGAGAAUUGCCGUCGCAAGAAGCUCCAGCAGAUAGAUGAAUUCAAAGACUAUCCAUGCCACGCUGACUACAAACAUGGUGAGCCGAAGCCUCACGAGAAGACCUUGACGUACUGGAUGACCAAGAUCAAGGCAGAAAGCCGGCCUCCCGCCCAAAUUCGUCAGUUCCAGGCUCGUGGACUGAAGAACACUCAUCUUGUCGUCAACCUGGGUGAUCUAGAAGUUCUCUUCGGAGAUGUCAUCAAGAAUAGGCAAGCGAAGAAGGCCAAUCGUAAGAAGACGAGGCACAGCGAUGACGAAGAGCAACAGCUACAUCCGAAGAAGACUAGGACCACCAGUAUUGCAGCCCACUCGCCGCCUCAGUAUCAGUUUACUCCGCGAUCAGCUCAGAGGAAGAGCAAGUGCGCUCCAAUGCAACAGAACUUUGAUGGGGGCGAAGACACUGAGCCUUAUGAUCCUUUGAACUGGGCUCAAGAGGACAGCGACGACGAUUUCAACGCUCCCGUUUCGUUUGCCUCACCUCCCCAGCGUAGUGGAUUACGAUUUGGACCCAACCCUCGACUCCGAGGGUUGCCGCCUAUCAACUACAGUGUAGGUAAUCCAGCCAACCCAAGACCUCCUCCGCAGGCCUCGUCACAACAGCAGCUGGUUGUCGAUACGCAGUUAGAAAAUGUGACUGGUCUACCUAACGACCACGAGCUAUCCUCCGUCGUAACAUAUCUGAACUCCUCCAUAGCAACUCGAAACGACCCUAAAGGCCUCUGGGAGAACUACAAUUACAACGAUCAUGAAGCCACAGCGACCAAGGAGCUGAACCUCGAUUUCUUGAAUCGGCGGCAAUCCAGCAGGUCCGCCCGAUACGCCCGAAGCACCGCAUCGUCAGUCCGUCCCCCCGGACGAUGA